UUCAUCGCUUCUAAUUUUAUACAGAAACCAUUUCAUCAAAGUAUUUUCUAUACAGACUCCCACCUACAAUUGGAUUGCUUAUUGAAAAGGAUGAUUCUUGAAAUUGUGUCCAACCGAGAUACACUGUUAAUCACUGUGACAUUUAAUAGAUACUAAUCCAGCCUUUCAACUUUUUAUUUGAUCAAAUUUCUGCUCACUGAGUACCAAUUUUAUUCUUUUUUUUAGUAAAUCUCUCUAAAUCUGAGCACUUUAUAUUUUAUUAAUAUGACUGAACUUGAUCCUCACUUAACUGCUUAUGUUAUGCUACAGGUAAAAUGUGCUUUUUAAGAAAAGCAAUCCAUAGUUUAAAAUAAGUUUGAUAAACAUACACAUUAGCAUAUUAACAUACAUACUGGCAUAUUUUCAAACUUGAUCUGUAAGAUUCUUUCUUAUGAACGACGUUUGAUGCAUAAAUGUAGAAUAUAUAUGAAUAUAUGUAACAAGUGGAACAUGUAAUGUUUUUAAAUAGCCAGCAGAUUGUGACAGUUGAUUAUAUUUAUAUUAUUAAGUUGAUAAGUUGGUUAGUGAUAACUGGAUAAAUGUGAUUUAAAAGGUGGCCUUUAACCUUUGUGUGUCUAAGAUGAAUACCUGGGAUUUACAGAACGAGAUGUUUAUUAUUAGUGGUUUUUAACAUCACAAAAAUGUGAUGACUCAGUUUAAACAAUCUGAGAAGCAUUUUAUGUGAAGUAUAUUGAGUUAAUAUUUUAUGAAAGAUUUAAAAGAAAUCCAACUGUACAAUGAAAUAAAAAUUCUAAUAAAUAAAAUGUGUGAUUGAGUGCAGACAAAAUGGGUAAAAUGAACUUUCAUUUUACUGAUAAAAGAUUCAAACUUGAGAAAUUCUUCAAUUAGAAAAUAAAUAUAUUAAUUUAGUGAGCACCCCAAACUAUUUGUAUUUUUAAAAGAAUGAAUCGAGCCAAGAGAAGACACUGAAAAGAAGAAAUGUCAGUAGUAAGGUAGAGGUGACUGAUAUAUUCUAACUUUGGGAAAUUUUGGGUCCUUUCAUUUUUCUUUGAGAUCUUCAACUUUCUGAAAUUCAUUUGCUAAAUACACAGUUUUUACUUCAUUAAACCAAUCAGUCCAACUUUACAAUGUAAAAGCACACCACAGUGUUUGGGUGUGAUUUUCUGAGGUGGUGAUGUAGUGUUGCAGUUCAAAGUUGCCUCUCUACACAAGUGAGUCACACGAGAGACUAAAUUAUAGGAGACAAUUGUUUUUCAUAUAAUUAUAUUCCCACUUCACUUUCCAUGUUUGAACUGUGACAGUUUGUUGUGAAUCUGAAAUAUUGUAUAAAUUACUCCCAUGUAACAUGUAUUUUUCCAUGUAUUUUCUCAAAAAAGGUGAAUCACAUAUUUGUGUUGAGUUUAACUGCAACAAACCACUUCCUCUUUUUUUGCGGCUCCUCCUCAGAUACACAUAAAGCUGACGGUGAAGUUCAGGUCUGUUUCUCUCUCUGUCUGAUGAUCACGAUGUUCACUAUAAACCGAGCAGCACUGCUCUUCGUUCAGCUGUUAGUGGUGUGGGAUGUCUUUGCAGUGAUCGUUAAAGUCAACCACAGAGCUGUGCUGGUGUCCCGAGGAGACUCAGUGACGCUGACUUGCAACAUAUCCAAGACAAAUGCAACACAAAUCUCCUGGACCAACAAAAGAUCUGUUUUUCAUUAUUCCAUUGAGCUGAAUCGCACCCAUUCAAAUUUCUCAUUGCAUAGACUGAAAAUAAAUCAUGAGUUUCCUACAAAGCUCAUUAUUCUUAGUGCUCAACCUGAAGAUGAAGGACUUUAUACAUGUAACAUAACAGACAGACGUGGCGUAAACAGCUUUACAUGGAGUUUAACUGUGUCUGAGAACCCCACAGAAUCCACUUCAUCAAAGUAUUUUCUAUACAUACUCCCACCUGCAAUUGGAUUCCUUCUGUGUUGCAUCACACUAGCUGUGUUUCUCUACAGAUGCUGCACCAGGACCCUGAAAAAUGGCUUGCAUGAGAUCAGGACCUUGAGUUUUGUCCAGUAUCAUGCUCAGCUGGAAGGAAAGGUGGUCCCUCCACAACCUCAAAGUUUUGCAGUGUACAGGACAGGCAGCACUUUGAGAGACUCAGUCCAACCUGUGACUUAUGGUGUGCUGACAAGAAGAAAGUCCAGAUAAAAGCUGAAAAGGAAACAAAGUAUAGACUGUUUAAUUCAUUGUCAGUGCUUGUAAGAAUAAUUCAACCACAAAGCUCAAACAUCAUUUUUCAUUGUGUCUGCCUGGAUUUAUAGAAUCAAUUUACAAAAAUAACAAAUGAUUGCUUUGAUGUUGACCAUGCAGUUU
This is a messenger RNA of Haplochromis burtoni (Burton's mouthbrooder), 2342 nucleotides long. RefSeq lists its product as uncharacterized. Lineage: Eukaryota; Metazoa; Chordata; Actinopteri; Cichliformes; Cichlidae. The transcript has 5 exons. The record is from RefSeq and is a predicted model, not a curated record. The coding region runs from base 1497 to 2177 and encodes 226 amino acids.